AUGUCGGCCGCGACUUCCACGUACGGAGCCGAAAGUCCUGCGGAUGUCCAACUCCCUGAGUACAGUGCCGCGGAGGUCGCAUCGCAUAACCGCAAAGAUGAUAUCUGGAUCAUUGUUCAUGGCAAAGUUUUCGAUAUCACAAACUACCUCCAAGAUCAUCCUGGAGGCGCAGAGAUCCUCAUAGACACUGCGGGUACAGAUGCCACGGAAGCGUUUGAAGAUGUUGGCCAUUCUGAGGACUCGGUAGAGAUCAUGCAGGAGUUCCUAAUCGGCACUUUGAAAGGUGCCAAAGAAUACGUCCCACCCAAGAAGGUCCAACUGGUUGCCCAGAAACCAGAGACCAUGCGUCAACCAUCUGGGAGCCGCCCGGUGGGGACAAUCGCUGGUGUGCUUGGAGCAUUGGCAUCCAUACUGUAUGCCUAUCAAAGGGGCACCUUUGGCCCCCUGGUCCCAAAGAAUGAGCUUGGCCAACUGAUUCCUCAGUAUUUCAACGGAAUCAGGUUGUCUCGCGGAGGGUUCACCAAUGGAUUUCUUACAGCUGCAGCCAUCUCUGCGAUAGUUGGCACGGCCGUGGCCCGUCAGGCAGCAAAAUUCACCAAGGUCGACUCGGGCUUCUUGCGCUACCCUCCACAUAUCAAAGCCCGAAGUGUAAUGAAGGCUGACCCGCACUUGGCUAAAGGAUUUCUGGAUGCCAAAGAAUUCAAGAGGUUGCCUUUAGUUGAAAAGGAUCAACUAUCUCCCAAUGUCUAUCGAUUCGUGUUCGCUUUGCCCAAUGCUAAGGGAUGUUACCCUGAAGGCCUGCUCACUGGUCGGUACCUAGCCAACCUAACGGUGGGAGAUGAAGUUGAGUUCCGGGGUCCCAAGGGGGCGAUGCGUUAUAGCAAGGGGCUCUGUACCAAGCUAGGCAUGGUCGCUGGAGGAACGGGUAUCACGCCUAUGUAUCAGCUCAUUCGUGCGAUCUGUGAGGAUGAGCGGGACACGACUGAGAUCAGCUUGAUUUACGCCAACCGGACAGAGGCAGACAUCUUGUUGAGGGAGGAACUAGAGGCGUUUGCGCGCAAAUAUCCCAAGAACUUUAAGCUUUGGUACAUGCUGGAUACUGCUCCAGAUGGCUGGGCCUAUGGAACUGGCUUUGUGAACCAGGAAGUACUUAGCCAACAAUUACCGGGACCGUCUGAGAAUACUAAAAUGCUCCUGUGUGGGCCUCCCGGCAUGGUCAACGCGACCAAAAAGACGUUGGCAGCCAUGGGAUUCCAAAAGGCGGGAGCGAUGUCAAAGAUGAGCGACCAAAUUUUCUGUUUCUAG
Messenger RNA from Aspergillus nomiae NRRL 13137, 1305 nucleotides. RefSeq names its product putative cytochrome b5 reductase. NCBI's taxonomy places the organism in Eukaryota, Fungi, Ascomycota, Eurotiomycetes, Eurotiales, Aspergillaceae. The record is from RefSeq and is a predicted model, not a curated record. Gene Ontology annotation, cellular component: endoplasmic reticulum. Gene Ontology annotation, molecular function: heme binding; oxidoreductase activity. The transcript has 4 exons. The coding region runs from base 1 to 1305 and encodes 434 amino acids.